Molecule: messenger RNA, 1457 nt
Organism: Saprolegnia diclina VS20
Lineage: Eukaryota; Oomycota; Saprolegniomycetes; Saprolegniales; Saprolegniaceae
Exons: 2
Coding region: 30-1436 (468 amino acids)
Cellular component (GO): lysosome
Molecular function (GO): cysteine-type endopeptidase activity
Source: RefSeq, a predicted model, not a curated record
GCGACAUGCGGCAUAGUUGAAUAUCCUCGAUGCUCGACAACUACUCGUUCGGGACGCUGGUCGCGUGCGACGCCGACUGCCGCUGGGUCGGGAAUGGCCGCCGCCUUGUGUCCAGCGAGCGCAUACUGCACGAGAUGCUCGCGAUGCACCACCGCGGUGACGACGCCGCGUACGAUGCGGCCAAGCGCAACCUCCGCGCCCACAUGGCCUACAUGGAAGAGGUCUAUUGGCACGCCAAUGCGCUCAACCACCAGCUCACCAUGAAGCUCGGGCUCAACCCGCGCCACUUGACGGACUCGGAUGCCAAGACCGACCCAUUUCUUGUCGCGCGGACGAAUCUCAUGCUGUCCAAGGCGCCGUCGGUUCGUCAGCUCCAGUCGACAUCGCCAACGCUGCCAACGUCGCUCAAUUGGUGCUCUACCAACAACCCCAAGAAGCGCAGCGUCUGUGCAGAAGUCAAGAGCCAAAAGUCCUGUGGGUCGUGCUGGGCGUUUGCAGCAUCAGAUCUGAUCGAGACUGCUGUCGCGUAUACCACGGGGAAUGCGCCGGUCGCCCUCUCGUCGCAGCAACUCUUGAGCUGCAGCAAGCGCGCCGAAGUGCACACGUACAACUACUGCUUUGCGAAUUCGGGGAACGUGCCCAAGUGGCUCCAGCCGCGUAUGCCGUGGAGCUCGCAGAACAACGGCUGCGACGGCGGAAUGACGCACAUUGCUCUCUCGGAAGCGGCGACGCGGAUCAAAAACCUUGCCACGCGCCUUGAUUGGCCGUACGCCGAGGACAACGCCGCUGCCUCCGGGGGCGGUCCCGUCGGCCCCGUCACCCCCAGUAGCACCAAUGGGCGGCGUGAGACGCCAGCUGCCGGCUACAACACGUGCGGGUCCUUGCGUCCAGACAAUGCAACGGCCGCGCACAUUUCGGGAUGGGAGCCGGCUCUCAACGAGAAGAGCUGCACCGACACAAAGGACCCGGCGGUACUGCUCCGACGCGCCCUCCAGACGGGCCCGCUUGCAGUCGCAAUCAACGCCCGAGACGGCGGCUUCAAGGACUACAAGAACGGCUUGCACAUUUGCCCGGAUAUCACGCAGCCGAGCAUGAUCGACCACGCGCUCCUCCUCGUGGGGUAUGACUCGGGUCCGAGCGGCGACUAUUGGAUAUUGAAAAACUCGUACUCGACGCAGUGGGGCCUCCAGGGCUUUGUGCACAUCAAGGCCGACGAUCGACUCAACUGCGGUCUCAACGUGUUUCCCAUCCGUGUCCUCGGCGCGUCGGCGGGAUCGGCGGCCAACGUGACGGUCGACGGCGGCGGCGACUUGGACUUCGCCGGCCUCUCGUUUGACACGUGGAUCAUUGUGGCGGCAGGCGUUGCCCUCGGAACGCUCAUCCUUACUGUUGCAGGUCUUGUCGUCGCCAAGACACGGAUGCGUCGCCACUACUAAUUCCACUGUCAUUUUGCUGUA